AUGUUUCUAACCUAAAAAAAAAACCCUACUGUCACCACACGUGUCUCACAUUUGUUUACAAAAAUUAUUGUAUUAUUUUCAUUAAAAUAUAAAAGUUUAUCAAGUUAUCUGUAAAUAAAUUAUAAUAAAUAAUAUGGAAACAAACAAAACUAAAAGACAGCGAAAGAAUUCAAAUAAUUCAUCAACGUCAAAGGACAAUAUUGUGGAAAAAUCAAAUUUCUUAACGAAGAAAAAAUACAAAACUGUAUAUGAUUCUGAAGAAGAAGCCAGAUUGGAAAGAGCUGUAUUUGGCGAUGCAAAUGAUGUCAUAGAAAAUCUUUUGGGUGAUGAUGAUUUUAAAACGAAUGUAAAAGAAGAACAUUCAUUUGUGACGAAAAUUGAUGACAGUGACUCUGAUACUAAUCGACAAAUUUCUGAUUCGGAUAAUGAUGAUGAAGAUGAAGAUGAUUGCGAUUCUAUCAGUGAUUCGCCAAGGAAAAAACAAAAAGCUUGGGUUGAUGAAGACGAUAAUCAAUAUUCAGUCGAAGAUGCUUUUCAAGCACAAAAUCGAAAACUAAAACAAGCAGGAGGUGAAAAAAAGUAUACUCAACUUUUAAGUAAAAAAUUCGAGGAAAUUUAUGGAAAGCCGAAAUGGGCAACACUGGAUAAGGAAAGAGAAAUUGAUUCCGAUGAUUCAGACAGUGAAAUUUUAAGACAUAGUAACCAUACGGUAAUAUCAAAAAGCAAAAAAUUACGAAAAGGUACAAUAGAUCUAAAAGCUGUUACUGAUAUUAAUAGAAAAACUCAUCAGGAAGGACCCUAUGUAUCUAGUAUACAAUUUCAUCCAACUUCCACUGUUUCAUUAGUUGCUGGAUCGUCAGGAGUGCUUUCUCUUUUUGAGAUCGACGGUAAAGAAAACAAUAAAUUACACAGUUUAAAGUUUCAAAAAUUUCCUAUAAAUACAGCUCGAUUCUUAAAAGAUGGAACUCAAAUUAUUGUUGGUUCUAUGAGUUUUGCGCAUUGUUUUACUUACGAUUUAAUAAGCGGUAGCACACGUAAAGUUUCUCUACCGCAUGGAAUAACUAACAUGAAGAAAUUUGAAGUUUCUCCUGAUGGAAAAUACAUAGCUGUCUGUGGACGAUUGGGUGAUAUACAUUUAUUGUCAAGUAUCACAAAAGAAUUAAUUUACACUUUUAAAAUGAAUAAAAAAUGCAACGCACUUGCUUUUACUCCGGAUAGUCAAAAACUAAUCACAAAUGGCGAAUGUUCUGAAAUGUAUGUAUGGGACAUGAGAAAUCAUAUGUGUAAUCAUCGAGCAAUUGAUGAUGGAUGUUUAUCGGCAGCAUCGAUAGCAAUUUCGUCUAGUGGUCAAUUUACAGCUACAGGUAGUAAACAAGGUGUUGUCAAUAUUUAUGACACGAAUACAAUGCUAAAGGCAGAAAAUCCAACACCUUUAAAAAUGAUAACAAAUUUAGUUACGUCUAUUACUAGUUUAAAAUUUAAUCCAACAUCAGAAAUAUUAGCAAUUGCUUCGUCAAAAAAGAAAAAUGCAUUUAAAUUAGUGCAUUUGCCAUCAUUUACAGUAUUUUCAAAUUUCCCUACGUUUCAAACAAAAAUAUGGAAUCCUUUAACUAUUGACUUUUCACCCAACAGUGGAUUUUUAGGUGUAUCUAAUAAUAAGGGUCACGCUUAUUUAUAUAGAUUAAAACAUUAUGGCAAUUAUUAAACAUAUUUGGUAUAUGUAAAUAUAUAAGAAAUGUUAUUGAAAUUCAAUAAUUCAAACAAUAUGUACAAAAUACAGUUAUUUUAAAAUUAAAUAUUUUUUAAAAAUUGA
Leptopilina boulardi is the source of this 1813-nucleotide messenger RNA. RefSeq names its product U3 small nucleolar RNA-associated protein 18 homolog (gene wcd). Bases 134 to 1705 code for a protein of 523 amino acids. Gene Ontology annotation, biological process: rRNA processing. Gene Ontology annotation, molecular function: protein binding. Lineage: Eukaryota; Metazoa; Arthropoda; Insecta; Hymenoptera; Figitidae. The record is from RefSeq and is a predicted model, not a curated record. Gene Ontology annotation, cellular component: small-subunit processome; Pwp2p-containing subcomplex of 90S preribosome. The transcript has 7 exons.